Messenger RNA from Thunnus maccoyii (southern bluefin tuna), 1802 nucleotides. Its product is annotated as proteinase-activated receptor 3-like. Lineage: Eukaryota; Metazoa; Chordata; Actinopteri; Scombriformes; Scombridae. Gene Ontology annotation, biological process: phospholipase C-activating G protein-coupled receptor signaling pathway; blood coagulation; positive regulation of Rho protein signal transduction. The coding region runs from base 196 to 1296 and encodes 366 amino acids. The record is from RefSeq and is a predicted model, not a curated record. Gene Ontology annotation, molecular function: thrombin-activated receptor activity. Gene Ontology annotation, cellular component: membrane. The transcript has 3 exons.
AGUGAUUUACUGGUAGCAUGUGGCUCGAAAGGGGGAUUUUCCAGCGAUGCACGACAAGAUAGUUAGCAGAAGGUGGUGACUGAGCAGCUGCAGACCGAGGUGACGUUGAACAGCAAUGAAAUGUGGAGCUGAGUGUAGAGACGUGAGAUGUGACUCUUGUGCUUGAGUUGAGUGCUGUUCAAAGAAGAAGAAAUUAUGGAGAAACUUUUGUUUUGUCUGGUUUUUGUUCUCUGUCUAAGCGGUACACUCCAAAAGAAAGGGAAACGUAAGAACGACUCUGAGCCUUUACUGCCUGUGCCCAGAACAUUUCUCGGAGACAUUGAGACUCAGCCCCCUCUUGUCCUAAACGGGACACAAGCUCCCAUUUCAACUCUGCUGUUACUAAGCAACAGCACAGCAGGCUACCUCAAAGGCACUCUGAGCACGAGGGUCAUCCCCAUUAUUUAUAUGUUUGUCGUGGCUUUCGGGGUCCCAGCCAAUGUCGCCAUUCUGUGCACUUUGGCCACUAAAAUUAGGAAGGUGUCCUCGGCCAUCCUCUACUGCAGCCUGGCUGUCUCCGACCUCUUCCUCCUCCUCUCCCUCUUCUUCAAGGCUCACUACCAUCUCCAUGGAAACCACUGGGAGCUCGGAGAGGCUGCCUGUCGAGUGGUCACGGCUUGUUUCUAUGGCAACCUCUACUGCUCAGCCCAGACGCUGGCCUGUAUCAGCAUCAAGCGCUACCUGGCUGUAGUGCACCCGUUCAUGUACAAAAGUCUUCCCAAGAGGAUGUGCACUGCCUGGGUCAGCUUGGCCAUAUGGGGGGUGUUUGGUGCCGCUGUCGUCCCUGAGCUCCUCGUCCAGCAGACCUAUUUGCUCUCUAAACUGGGCCAAAUCACCUGCCAUGACGUAUUGCCUCUGCACUACAGCUCCCAUAACUUCCUGCUCUACUACAACCUCUUACUAACCAUCUUAGGCCUCCUGGUGCCGCUGGUGGUCACGGUUGUGUGCUACGCCCGGAUCAUCUGUGAGCUCAACCAGUCACACCUCGACUGGACGAUGUACAUCAAGGCCAGCUCACUGGUGUUUGUCAUCUUCCUGGUGUGUUUUACCCCUGCUGGACUCCUGCACUUCCUCCAUUACAUGCAACUGUCAUUGAACGGAACAGAGAGUUUGUACGUGUACUUUAAUGUGGCAGUGUGUUUGUGCUGCCUCCAUGCCUGUCUGGACCCCUUCCUCUUCAUCUUCAUGUCAAAGUCUGCAGGCUCCACGCUUUACUUCAGGCCCUUUAAGAGCAAGACUGUAAGCAUAUCGAUCUGAGACAGAUCUCCAUGUUACCAAAACUGGUUCUGAUUUUGUCUCUGAUGAGGAGGAAAUGGUCUCUUUGGCUGGAAUCCAAAGAGAAAGUGGAGUAUAUGUUCUCCACAGGUUGAAUAAAUAUUUUUAUGUAGCAAUACAGUUCUUCUUAUGUGCAAGAGAAGGAAUGAUGUAAACAUAUGUGUUAAUGUAUAUAAAAGAUGAAAGGAAAGUAUAUUCAUUUUGAAAUAGUUUAUGAUUAUUGUUUAUAUUUUUACAACAGUCUGUGUUGUUAUAGUUGUUAUAUAUAUUUGAAUUAUGUGCAGUUUGGAGGAAAAACUAACACAAAAAUGACAUUAUUCUGAGUUUUAAGUCUUCCUUUAGAGGCAAAUUGUCCUUGAAAUCAGUAUAGCUGACAAGGAAUGAUGUGAAACAAACUGACUUUGGAGAAUUAGUCACCCAGGCUUUUUGUGUAUUAAUAAUAGUCAUAUAUGGAGCUAUAAUAUAUGUUGAUUAAAGCAUAAACUUAA